This is a messenger RNA of Tribolium castaneum (red flour beetle), 2156 nucleotides long. RefSeq names its product peptide transporter family 1. Gene Ontology annotation, molecular function: dipeptide transmembrane transporter activity. Gene Ontology annotation, biological process: dipeptide import across plasma membrane. The transcript has 7 exons. The record is from RefSeq and is a predicted model, not a curated record. Gene Ontology annotation, cellular component: plasma membrane. Lineage: Eukaryota; Metazoa; Arthropoda; Insecta; Coleoptera; Tenebrionidae. Bases 104 to 2110 code for a protein of 668 amino acids.
GCCAUAACAACCUCCCCAAAUAUAAACAAAAAAUGUCACUUUACGUCAUUGAAAUGCUAACACAUAAUCAAAAAGUUGUUGGUUUUUCUUCUUGCUAGCAAAAAUGCCGAGUCCCGGAGAGAAACUCAAAUUUCCGAAAAAGCCAAUUGCGGCGAUUCUUCUAAUGAUGCUGUUUAGAAAAUGCUGUGUGGUGGGACUCCGAACCGGCCUGUUGGCUUACCUUGAGAACAUCAUGGAUUAUAGCAACGAAGACGCAUCGCUAAUUUACUCCGGCUUUCGUAGCUUUAACUACAGCUUCCCUUUACUUGGGGGAUUGUUCAGUGACUGUUGGAUUGGCAAAUUCAAAACGAUUGUGGUUUUCCAGACUAUAUAUCUCGCUGGAAUGAUAUUUAUCUCGGGCUCUACAAGUAAUUCGUCCAGUCUUGCGCUAUCAUUGUGCUUUUUUGCCCUUUCGCUGAUUGCUCUCGGCAUGGGAGCAGUGAAACCAUGCGUCUGGGCGUUCGGAGGCGACCAGUUUAAGCUGCCGGAGCAGCACUUGUACUUGGAGCAUUUCUUCUACUUUGGUUACGCUGCCCUCCAUCUUGGGGGUGCACUUGCUGUGCUUGUAACACCUAAACUGGCAGAGGUUCAUUGUAACGAAACUGAUUCUUGUUACCCUCUGGCCCUUGGAUUUCCAACCAUGACUCUGACUGUUUCUCUAAUUAUUUUUCUGGUGGGUAAACAAUGGUACACUUAUGUCCAGCCACAAAAAAAUAAUACGAUUCUCUGGGUAUUGUGCAUUCUAAACGGGAUUAAGGAAAAAGUUCUUUCGAAAGAGAAACUAAGUCAUUGGUUGGACUAUUCCGAAAAAACCUACGGAAAGCCGCUUGUGAGACAAACAAAAACCUCGUUGAACGUGAUUAUACUACUUUUGGUUCUGCAAUUUUCCGGGUCCACUAUUAUGAUUGCUAUAAAAAAUUGGCGUACUCAAGGACGGCUGAUGCGUUCGGAAAUGGGCAACACUGUGAUCCGACCAAGUGCAAUGCAAUUUAUCAAUUAUUUAUUGGUGGUUUUCUUCACUCCGCUAAUUUGUUUAGCGUUGUACAUUUUGCGUACGAAAUUUCACCUCACUGUUACUCCCCUUCGCCGUAUAGCUUGUGGUGCUUUCAUUGGAUCAGUAGCCAUGUUCUUGGCAGCUUUCAUAUCUCUAGGAAUAGAAGCAGAAGAGCCAAAGUUGCCAGGAAAAGGGGAAUGUCAUAUCAGAUUUUACAACCCACUUGACUGUGCCAUUAAAAUAGACGCUCCCCCAUUCAUUGACAAGGUGCAAAUUGAUUCCAUGGGGUACAAGUUUCUCUCAGUUAAAGUGGAAGGUGACAAAAAAGUAACCCAUACGAUUUCUGGGUGUGGCGAAACAGUUUCAAAAACCACCGGUCCGUUUGUCGUUACCGAAGAAAAAAGCUUGGGCUAUUUCUUUACCACACACGGAUUAGAAGGUUUCAAGGAAGAUUUACAAAAGCAUAACCAGGGAAGCCCGAAAAUUCGAAGUUUAGUCGGAAAUCCGGGCAAGAAAGAUGACAAAAUCAAAUACAUUUGUUCACAAGGACAUAGCACUGCAAUAGCACCUAAGGAUUACUCCUGGUAUAAAGUGGCCAAUGGUUUUUACGAGAUUGGAGGUGUUAAGAAGGCAGCUAGGUUUUUCCAGGGUGGGAUUUACAGAAUUUUAAUUUAUCUUGAGCAAGAUAAAGUCAAGAACGUUACAGUGCAUGAAGUUGGGGAACCAAAUAAAAUGUUCAUUUUGUGGCAACUGCCUCAGUGUGCGAUCCUUGCGAUUAGCAAGAUUUUGAUUUUGCCAACUAGUUUUGAAUUCGCGUACACACAAACCCCGCUUAAGUCUCUCAAAACUACCAUCACUGCUGUUGCACUUAUGACCACAGGACUGGGGGGAAUUAUUAUCGUGAUUGUCGAACUGGCAAUUGCGUUUCGUAAACAGUCAAAUUUUUAUUUUACUUUUGGGGUGUCUACUACCCUGUUUGGGAUCUUCUUUGUUUUAUUAGCCAUCAGAUAUAAAUACGUGGAUAGACAGUAUGGCAAAGAAGAAGAUAUUAUUGACGACCCCGAAACCAAAGAAUAAUAAAAUAUUAUACAUAAUCACAGCCAUAAUAAACGUCUCUAAUGUU